This is a messenger RNA of Pocillopora damicornis (cauliflower coral), 1728 nucleotides long. RefSeq lists its product as uncharacterized. Gene Ontology annotation, molecular function: serine-type endopeptidase inhibitor activity; protein binding. Lineage: Eukaryota; Metazoa; Cnidaria; Anthozoa; Scleractinia; Pocilloporidae. Gene Ontology annotation, cellular component: extracellular region. The record is from RefSeq and is a predicted model, not a curated record.
GAAAAUGGCAGAUGAACAAGUGUUUGUGACAAGCGCAGGAAUGAGGCCUAAUGUACCUCAGGUUGCCAUAGUCAUAACUGAUGGACAGCAGACCACUACUAAGGCAUAUACACCUUUAGAUCAAGCUUCCAAAGGAAUCAAAGACAAGGGAGUGGAAGUGUUCGCCUUAGGCAUCGGAUCAGGCGUUGACACUAGCCAGCUGCGUCAGAUUGCAAGCUCCAACGACAACGUGUUUACUGCUCCUGGAUUUAACGAGCUGGAGUCAGUUGUCAAGCAAAUUGUGGAAAAGACAUGUCCAACCUCAGCUAAAGAUGCUUGUGAGAUCUUACCCUGUAAGGCACCUCAUAACAUCGGUUGUAGAGUGGUUGACAGUCAAUCAGAGUGUAUUUGUCCAACCUGCCCUGCUACGUCCAGUCCAGUAUGUGCUUCUGAUGAUGUACAAGACACAAGUGAGUGCUUUACGAAGAGACAGGCGUGUCUCACUUCAACUCCAAUUAGUGUUGCCAGGAGGUCACCAUGUGUACCCGAAUGUAGAAAAGCGGCAGAUAUCGCCUUUAUAGUGGACUCCUCUGGAAGCAUUGGUAAGACGAACUGGGAACGAACAAAACGAUUCCUGAAGAGAAUGGUCAGCAAACUGGACAUAGGACCUUCCACCACCCAUGUUGCUGUGAUCACUUACAGCACUAAUCCCGAAACUGUCCUGCGCUUCAACACACUCCAAGGAGACAGACUUAACGUGGCAGAGGUCAACAAUGUUUUGGACGGAUUGCGGUGGCAAAAAGGACGGACUUACAUUGACAAGGCUUUAGACACAGCCGCUUUAGACAUAUUUACCACAAGGCGAGGCAUGAGAUCAAACGUACCGAAGAUGGCUUUUGUCAUUACGGACGGUAAACAGACCAAGACAGGCUCCUACACCCCUCUAGGAUUAGCCGCUAAGCCUCUAAGAAAUAUGGGAGUCCAGAUGGUUGCUAUUGGAGUUGGCAAGAGGAAUGUUGUGGAUGCCCGUGAACUGUUGGAGAUCGCCGGACAAGAUAACUAUGUGUACGUCAUAGAGUCCUUCGAAGAACUACAGAACCCAGGCCAAGCAAAAAUUUUCAGGCAGAGAGUUUGCCAAGCUCGAUUACGUUUAGGGCGUUAAGUCGCCGUAUUUACCGCUGAGCACCUACCCGAGACCCCUUCACUAGCACCGCGCCACAUCUACUGCUGAAAGCGAUGACUUGAAUUCCGUAGUAACGUAUUAGUAUAAGUUUGCUCACGCAAAUAUCAGUCUUAACAUACGAUAGCUAUCUAAUCAAUAAAACGUAUCCACGGAUUAAAAUGGAAAAGGCUCAACGUGAAAGGAAACAAAUUUACCGAAUGAAUUUUAGAGGCUUUAUGUGAGACUGCGUCAGAAAGAAUUUGUGUUAGAGUUAUGAACGUUGGCACAGUAGUUUAGGUAACUUAACGCUUCAUAUUAAUUUAGCGCUUUUACUUUUUCGUAGCUGCAGAUGGCUUUAAUUCUCGCGAUUGAGAAUAUUAGCGAGGGUGCGAAAAUGCUCAAAUAUCGAAAACGUAGAUCUCAAAGACUCAAAAGGAUAAAUUAAGCAACUUUUGAAACUCCAAAGUAAGGGACCCUUUCAUUAAAUUUAGAGUCUAUAAAGCGCAUUGCGAAUAUCUCAAGCAUGUCAGUAAUAGUAAGUAGCACGGCUAUUCAAUCACGGCUAUUAAAAUCCAACGAACAUUCAA